This is a messenger RNA of Perca fluviatilis (European perch), 6281 nucleotides long. RefSeq names its product suppressor protein SRP40-like. The record is from RefSeq and is a predicted model, not a curated record. NCBI's taxonomy places the organism in Eukaryota, Metazoa, Chordata, Actinopteri, Perciformes, Percidae. Gene Ontology annotation, molecular function: protein binding. The transcript has 16 exons. The coding region runs from base 173 to 2590 and encodes 805 amino acids.
GGGAAACGUAACAGCUAGCUUAAGCAAAGCAUGCUGAUGGAAUUGAGACAAAAGGAGGAAUACAUCCGACCAGUGCGUUGCUAAAAAGAGUGUUUUCGCUCGUCCGAGCUGCGUUACCGACAUGUGCUCACGUGGAUAGUGGCUGCAAGCACCUGUUAAAGGAAACUAUAAAAUGGCACCACGGAUCAGUCCCCUUAAGGAUGCCACUCACUAUGUUCUUUCGAAGUCUGACAAGACAUGCAAAUUAGAGGUGAAGUACAUCAACGAAGUUAAAGGACGUGGUGUAUUUGCAAAGACCUCUAUUUGCAAAGGAGAUUUUGUUGUAGAGUACAGGGGAGAUAUUAUAAAUGACACAGAAUCCCAGGGAAGACGAAAACUUUACCACCCGUCAUGUGCCGCUUUUAUGUUUGUCUUUAAGUGGAAAGAGAAAACAUGGUGUAUUGAUGCUUCGAGAGAAGACAGGUCAUUUGGACGACUUGUCAAUGAUGAGCACAGAUAUCCAAACUGUAGGAUGAAGAAAAUUGAAGUUAACGGAAAACCCCACCUUUGCUUAUUUGCUCUCAACAACAUUAAAGAAGGAGAGGAAAUUACAUAUGACUAUGGGGGUGAAGACUGCCCAUGGAGAACACAAACGACCAGCAUUACAACUGACAGCAUUGCAGCGGACAGGUCCAAACCUUUGCCCCUGUCAGCCAAUCAGAUUGACGUCACUGGUCAACACAAAACUCACCAACAGACGACCAGCAUUACAACUGACAGCACUGCAGCGGACAGGUCCAAACCUUCGCCCCUGUCAGCCAAUGAGAUUGAUGUCGCUGGUCAACACAAAACUCAUCAAAAGACGACCAGCAUUACAACUGACAGCACUGCAGCGGACAGGUCCAAACCUUCGCCCCUGCCAGCCAAUGAGAUUGAUGUCGCUGGUCAACACAAAACUCAUCAAAAGACGACCAGCAUUACAACUGACAGCAUUGCAGCGGACAGGUCCAAACCUUCGCCCCUGUCAGCCAAUCAGAUUGACGUCACUGGUCAACACAAAACUCACCAACAGACGACCAGCAUUACAACUGACAGCACUGCAGCGGACAGGUCCAAACCUUCGCCCCUGUCAGCCAAUCAGGUUGAUGUUACUGAUCAACACAAAACUCAUCAAAAGAUGAAAGACACACAUCUUGAAGAUUUGCUGAUUGAUGAAUCCAUAUCAGAGAGUGCAGAUGAUUACAUUCCGGAUACCACUAGUGAUAGUGACACUGACAGUGAUGCUAGCCUUCACUCAAACCGAAGUAUCCAAAGGAGUCUUGAUUAUACACGUGACAUCUCUCGCUCAUUGAGUUCCCCUGUCUGUGACAUCAAAAUGCCAGACAACAUAACCUUUGACAGUAAUAUCCUUACAUCUGAAGCCACUGGAGGAGAAGAAGAACCCUGUUCUAGUCAGAACCUAAAGUUCAAGUCCAAUCCUUUACCCCUGUCAGGCAAUCAGAUUGAAGACGACACUCAUGAACAGAUGAAAAAUACAGACGUUGAAGAUUUGAUGAUUGAUGAAUCCAUAUCAGAGAGUGCAGAUGAUUACAUUCCGGAUACCACUAGUGAUAGUGACACUGACAGUGAUGCUAGCCUUCACCCAAACCGCAGGAUCAAAAAGAGUCUUGAUUAUACACGUGACAUCUCUCGCUCAUUGAGUCCCCCUGUCUGUGACACCACAACACCAGAUGCCAUGACCUUUGACAGUAAUAUCCUUACAUCUGAAGCCACUGGAGCAGAAGAAGAACCCUGUUCUAGUCAGAACAUAAAUGACAGAGUAGUUGUUAGUUCCUGCCAUAACAAAGGUGGGAAAAGAGUGUACGACAAGAGACAUUAUUGUUUGUAUUGCUCUAAGCCUUAUGCUAAGAUGGCAAGGCAUCUAGAAAGUGCACAUGAAAACAAACCUGAUGUGGCUAAAGCUCUAAGCUUUCCAAAGGCUUCCAAGGAGAGAAAAAAACAACUAGAUUAUAUUCGCAACAAAGGAAACUUUGCUCACAAUGCUGCUGUUAUGGAGUCAGGAAAGGGGGAACUUGUACCAUUUAAAAGACCACCUAAAGAAGCCCAGGGAAAAGACUUCAUACACUGUGCAUACUGUCAAGGACUUUUUACAAGAAAGAUCCUGUGGCAACAUAUGCGUAGUUGUAGACUUAGACCUGGAUCAGUCGCCCCCAAACCAGGAAAGAACCGUGUUCAGUCUAUGUGCACAUACGCAGGACCUGUGCCUUCACACAUUAGUAAACAAUUGUGGAAAGUAAUCAGUGUCAUGAGUUCUGACCCAAUCACUGAUAUAAUAAAAAAUGACCAUGUCAUCAUUGAAAUUGGGCAGCACUUGUUAAACAAAGGUGGCAUAUCAGCCAAGAAUCAACAGUAUGUGCGAGAGAAGAUGCGAGAAAUGGGAAGGCUGGUUAACGGUGCUAGGAGAGUUACCACCUUAAAAAGAAUGGAAGAUGUCAUAAAUCCAAAGAAGUACAUUGAGACUGUCAAAGCUGUCAAGUUUACAUGUGGGUAUGAUAGUGAAGCAAACAAGUUUUUGAUUCCAUCGCUAGCAAAUAAACUUGGGAAUACUUAAAGCAAGCAAACUAUUAAAAGCUUGGGGUUUAAUCUCAAACAACAAAGAGCUUGUGAAGAAUGCCAGUGAGUUUCAAGAGGUCCAUCAGGAAAAGUGGAAUGAGAUGAUCUCAGCUACAGCUUUAAGGAACAUCAGGGAAGCAAAGUGGAAUGUGCCUACUCUCAUGCCUUUUACUGAAGAUGUCCAAAAAAUGCAUGGCUAUCUCAGUCAAGUACAAGAUAAGUGUUACAAAUCCCUCUCUGAAACCCCCUCUUCAACAGCCUGGAAGGAGCUGGCAAAGGUGUGUCUGGCCCAGAUCAUUCUCUUUAACCGCCGCAGGGAAGGAGAGGUGGCAAGCAUGCCUUUAUCUGCAUUUUCAUCAAGAGACUCUUCUGAUCCACAUGAGGAUGUGGACUGGGCACUCUCCGAAGUGGAAAAAAACCUCUGCAGACACUUCUCAAGGAUUGUCAUCAGGGGAAAACGUGGUCGCCCAGUUCCAAUUCUUCUGACCCCAAAUAUGCUGUCUGCAUUAGAACUCCUUGUUAAGCAGAGAGAGGCUUGUGGGGUUCUUAAAGAGAAUGGUUAUAUGUUUGCAAGACCAGAAGCUAUGACACAUUUCCGAGGUUCAGACAGCCUUCGUGGCUUUGCAAAGGAGUGUGGUGCAAAGUGUCCAAAGUCACUGACAUCUACCAGACUGCGAAAGCAUGCCGCAACCCUAUCAACAGUGCUGAACAUGACAGACACAGAGAUGGACCAGCUGGCCAACUAUCUUGGACAUGACAUAAGAAUCCAUCGCGAGUUCUAUCGACUCCCUGAGAAGACCCUCCAACUCGCCAAGAUCAGCAAGGUUUUAAUGGCACUCGAGCAAGGAAAAUUAGCUGAGUUUCAUGGCAAGAACUUGGAUGAAAUUGCGAUAGAACCAGAUGAAAAAGUUCUGGACAGUGAUGAGGAAGACAGAGCAUACAAGAGGAGAACUGUUUAAGUGUUGAUGCAGAGGGGACACUUCCUCCUACCAAGGGAAAUGAAAGACCAUCAUCCAGAAGACGCAAGCCACAACCAUCAGAUGAUGAGAUGCCUUCAUCCAAAGCAGAGGGGACACUUCCUUCUACCAAGGGAAAUGAAAGGCCAUCGUCAUCCAAAAGACGUAAGCCACCAACAUCAGAUGAUGAGAUGCCUUCAAGAGUCUUGGCUAUGAAGCCUUCAUCCAAAGGUACAGCUACCCGGAAGAAAAAAUUGCCAUGGAACAAGAAAGAGGUGCAGGCGGUGGAAAGGCACAUGAAGCACUUCAUUACGUCCUGUGUUGUUCCUGCAAAAAGAGACUGUGAGAAAUGUUUAGGGGCUGAACCAGAGGUUCUUAAGAACCGAGAAUGGCAGCAUAUAAAGUUCUACAUCUAUAACCGGAUAACUGCUUACAAAAAGAAAGUUGUAUGCGAAUAGUGCAAAAGUUGUAUGCGAAUAGUGCAAAAGUUGUAUGCGAAUAGUGCAAAAGUUGUAAGCGAAUAGUGCAAAAGUUGUUUUUCAGUUUAUUUGAAGGGGUGUGCAUAACACUGACAUGACUGUCAUUAUUAUGACAUGACACCUAUCAUGAACUUGAAGGAGUCAUUUUGAGUGUUUCUGGUUGUUAAGUGUAAUUCGGUCAAUGCUAACUUUGCAUUAAAAGUGUCAUAAUUUACACAAUACACUUAAUGACAACAGUCAUGAACACUCAAAAUGACUCCUUCAUGUUCAUUAUGGGUGUCAUGUCAGUCUUAUGCACACCUGAUCAAAUAAAGAGUUACCUUUUUUCUUUUUAAAAAGUAGGCAACAUGUUUUAAGCUUUUCAUUACUCUUUGAGUUGAAGCUGAGAUUUUCAUGUUUACUCCAUGAGUUGUUCAGUAAUGAAGCUGAAAUCAUCAAAGUUGAAUUCUGCAAAUUGUUUUGCUGUCAUACACGGGCGUGCUGCUUUCUCUACUCUCCUUUGAUCUAUUGCACAGACCGUUCCAUGUCAGUAAAUAAAAAAAAAAGGUUUGCCUAGAGCAUAGCCCUCUAGCAGCACAAUGGUCUAGCAGCAGAGUUGAGCAUAGAGAGAACAGAGUGACUGGGCAGUCUGCUAACUUGUUUCUCUCUCUACCAAUAUAAGCUGUUCUGUUUUAAGUUACAAAAACAUGCAUGCAGGCUAAAAUUCAACCACAAGGACACUAGCUGCUAGGCUAAUGUAUGCAGACAGUGUAGCACAAUGGUAAACACUGCAGCAUUGUGUCCACCUCAGCUGAGAACAGAGAAUUGUCUUUUCCUUCAGUAAUGUGUGUCAUAUUAAACAUUACCUGCAUAUAACAAAAGUACUUAAGCCUAGAAAUAAUUCACAAAAUAAAUUCCCCUUUUAUUUAAUUGACUGUCAAAGCUGAAGUAAAAAAUAAGUUUUUUUAUUUAUAAUCUCCUGACUAUAGGAUAGAAGACAUGCAAUGAUGAUAACUAAAUGAUUAUUCAGUUCAUUAUUUUAAAUAAAAAAUAAAUGAAGUAUGCACUCCUGUAACUUUCACCAGCAAAAAAAUUCAUAUAUAUAUAUAUACAGAUUUGUGAUAUGCAAAAGUGAUGGUUUGAAUCACUCACCUUUUCAAGCUUCAUGCUCCAUAUCUACAUUAUAUAUAAACAACUAAUCUAAGCUGAAUACAUUUUUUUUUAUUAAUAAUUAAUAAUUAAUACUUUUUUUAAAUCCGGUAAUGAAGUCAUAGCCACAGUAGUGUCACGUCACCAUCAGUAUUGUGGUGAUGCAGUUAUCUUUACAGCCUUAAGUGGUAGUGUUGUUAUAGUGGUACUAAGUGUCAGGUGACUGAGUAGUUGGCUGAUGCUAGGGUGUUGCAUGUGAAUAGAAAUAGUUCUAACAGGGGAAAGUAAAAGUUUAAAAAGGUUUGUCUUGUUGUUUGAUUUGGGUUGGAAAAUAUUCAGACACAGCUUUUUAAAUCUUUUGUACAUGAGUAGAGAGCUUUUUAUUGCUUUUGUUUAUAGUGCCAAAUCAUAAGUUAUCUUUUCAUACAGAGUAGGUAUAGACCACAUUCCAAGACUUUAUGAUUAACAAAGUCCAAUCAAUGAGCAACAGGAAGAUGCAAUAUUUAUGUAUUUAUGUGUUAAACCUUUCUUUUAAAAGGCAGGCAUGUCAAACAGACCUGUUGUCUUUAUGGUAGGCAGCCAUUUGCCUUCACCAGUUAGGAGGGAGAGAUCAAUUAAUAUUUACUUUAAGCUCUUGAAUAUUUCUCUCAAAUUUAACUAGAUCAAUCACGUUAUGCUAUGUUGUGAAGAUUUGUGAUAUGCAAAAGUGAUGGUUUGAAUCACUCACCUUUUCAAGCUUCAUGCUCCAUAUCUACAUUAUAUAUAAACAACUAAUCUAAGCUGAAUACAUUUUUUUUAUUAAUAAUUAAUUAAUUAAUUUAUCCAUAUUUUCAUUGUACUUCGAUUAAAUCUGUAAAUUAAACGUUUAUUUUAUUUGUUGCAAAGUCCCCACUAAUCACGAUGGAAAUUGUGGGAAUUAUGUAAAUAACAUGCAAAUGAGGUCCCCACCAACAACGUUAGAUCGUUGUUUUACAAGUCCCCAUAUGUGAUGGUUAUAACAUUACUUUAUCAUUUCAGAUGUUUAAAGGCGUGUAUAAGCUAACAAGGCUAUGGUGAGUGUACCUGAUUUUUUUGUCAUGCCUCUAACACCUUUAGAAAGGGUGGUCCCCACAAGUGAUGAUAAAUA